UGCUUCUCUUGACAGCUGGCCACCACCUCCAAAUCAAAACAAGGCAGCGCUGCAGGCACUGGCUGGAGCCCUUUCCACCGUCGCCACAGGUGCACCCGAGCCAAGAGCAGUGCCCUGGUGCUAACGGAGAGAGGACGGGUGGCAUGAGAGACGCUGGCCCUGGGCACCGAAAAGUCUUGAGACUGAGCUUUUGAAUAUUUGAAACCACGACAAGGGAUUUAAAAAUAGAGGUCUGACAAGACAGAUAUUGGCCCAGCAGCAAAACACUUGAAGUUGAACUGAAGUGAAGAUGACAAAUGAGGAGGACAAGGAUCCUGAUAUUGAACUUUUUGUCAAGGCUGGCUGUGAUGGGGAGAGCAUUGGAAACUGCCCGUUCUCACAGAGACUCUUCAUGAUUCUGUGGCUCAAAGGCGUGGUCUUCAAUGUCACCACAGUCGACCUGAAAAGGAAGCCCCCUGACCUCCAUAACCUGGCUCCUGGGACUCAUCCACCUUUCCUUACCUUCAAUGGGGAAGUGAGGACCGAUGUCAACAAGAUUGAAGAGUUUCUGGAGGAAAUGCUGGCUCCUCCCAAGUAUCCCAAGCUGGUUGCAAAGAACAGGGAGUCAAACGCAGCAGGAAAUGACAUCUUUGCCAAAUUUUCAGCCUAUGUAAAAAACACAAAAGCAGAGGCCAAUGCAAAUCUUGAGAGAGGCCUUCUCAAAGCUCUCAAGAAACUUGAUAUUUUUAUGAACUCCCCACUGCCCGAUGAAAUCGAUGCAGACAGCAUGGAGGAGGAGAAGGGAUCCACACGCAAGUAUCUGGAUGGAAAUGAGCUAACCCUUGCAGACUGCAACCUCCUGCCAAAGCUGCAUGUUGUCAAGGUUGUGUCUAAGAAGUACCGCAACUUCGACAUCCCAUCAGAACUGGCUGGGGUGUGGAGGUACCUUCAGAAUUCCUACGCCCGUGAUGAGUUCACCAACACCUGUGCAGCAGACAAGGAGAUUGAGCUGGCCUACCAAGAUGUAGCAAGAAGAGUUGCCAAGUGAGAAAAACAAACAAACAAACGAACAAACAAACAAAAACAACUCUGGUCCUGACAAAAAAAGAACAUUUUCUGGACAGGAUGUGAUCAAGAGGGUAGGGAACAGAAACGCUACCUGCUGGGAGUCUCUCUUAUAGAACCGUGUUUGUGAGGUCCUUGUUAUUGCACGACUAACUGAAUGUAGCGCUCUGUUAUGACACUGCUGUGCAUGCUGUUGCCAUUCUCCUGUCUUUAAACCCAUGUAGCAUCUACCUGCUUCAUGUUUCAUGUGAUGUGCCACUGAUCCUACCCUUAUCUCUCAGGCUGCAGCUCUUAUGGGGAAAUAAUGGGAAGUAGUUACAUUUCAUGUUUAUCAUAAUAAUUAUUCAUUGUAAACAGACUGUUUGCAUUUCUUGUUUUUUUGUUUUUUUGUGUUGUUUUGUCUAUCUGUGUUAUAGGUAUUUUACCAAACAUGCCAUGACUUAUGGCUGAAAAAAAAAACGUAUUUAGCUUAAAAAGCUUUAGGUACAUAAGAGUUUCAAAUGUAAGAUGGAUUUGAAUCAUCAGACACUCUUAACCAUUUACAACCUGCCUUAUUAUAAGUAUUGAGCUACUGAUGCUGUCUUGGACAGAGGGUGCACCUGGCCUGAUAUGUAUGUUAAUAUUUAUCACCUUUAUACACUGAAUGGCCUUUAUGGAUUUCUUCUCUUUUGUGUUUACAUGAAUGUUAGUCCAACACGUUGUGAUGAGGGAAUGUUGAAAUGAAUGAACUGAUCUGAAAGUGUGGAGAAGUGUAGAGUAAUCAUCCCAAUUAGUUUUUAUGAAUUAAUAAAUGAUAAUUGGACAUGUACAAUUGUCCAGAGAGAAGAAGUAUCAGCUCCAUCUAGUGGUGGUGGAGUGGAAUUUAUCGGGAUGAGGCAAUACAUGGAUGCUGACUCAAAAUGAAUGUAUAUUUAACAGAGCUGAAUUCUUUGGCUAGAUACAUAGGGAAUGUAUUUAUAUUAUUUGAAUGCCCUUUGGGUAGACACAAAGCCUUAAUAUAUUUAGGAUAUUCUGGAUGCAGUGACGUCUUUGCAGCAUUUCUACAACCAUAUAGUAUGCAUCAGUCCAUUUGUCUUUUAUUCCUUCAAAAGAUGCUCUGGAUGAUCUCUCAGGAGUCCUAUAAAUAGUUGAAUACCCUUCCAUUUGUAAACUGAACAUGAGGAUGAUUGUGCUUGAUUGAAUAAAGUUCUAUUUUCACACAAA
Molecule: messenger RNA, 2247 nt
Organism: Clupea harengus (Atlantic herring)
Lineage: Eukaryota; Metazoa; Chordata; Actinopteri; Clupeiformes; Clupeidae
Gene: clic5a
Product: CLIC family member 5a
Source: RefSeq, a predicted model, not a curated record